UCCAUCCAUCCAUCCAUCAUCCAUCCAUCCAUCCAUCAUUGUUCUGUUGUUUAAAUUAUUUAAAAGAACGUUCCUUUUGUUCUUGAACUGUCAGCUGUAGUGGGCUGUGAAAGUCCGUCCCAGUCUCCAUGUCCAGACCAGUAAAAGUCGGCUCCAUCUGUGGGUCUCAUGUUGGGCUGCAGACCUCGGCGUGGCCCACAGUCUCUGGGCCACAGUUCAAAUAUUCAGUUUAUUUUUUUUAUUCUUUCCCAGAGGAGGAAGCAGAGCUGGCCGCACGCUGUGAGGCAGCAGAGCGCCUCCUGGAGGAGCAGCGGUGCAUGAUGGUCGCCGUACGAGGGGAGCUGCGAGCCGGCCGGGCACGGACGUCUGUGCUGGGCCGCAGCCUGAGGGAGGAGGAGAAACGUUUCCUGGAGGAGCUGAAACGUCGCAGCCACAAGAUCACGCUUCUGAGCCGGGAGCUCCAACGUCAGAACCUCACCAGCGCCACCCUCAGCCACCAGCUGCACACUGCACGUUUGACACUCUGCCAACAGCAGCAGGGCACAGACUCUGCUGCAGAGGCAACAGGAGGCGGUGGAGGGGAGGAGGAGGAGGAGGAGGAGGAGGAGUGGGAGGACUCAGUCUGGCUCCUGUCACCAACUCCUCCUGCGUCUCCCGUCCAACCAGAGGAGAGACACAGGAGGCGUGUGACGAUCCGGCAGGAGAGGGUCAGAGCCUGCGUCCCACAGGAGAGAGUGACGUCACCCCAGAGGCCACACCCCAUGCCUGACCCCGCCCUGUUCCUCAUGCCCCUCAGAUACCGCCUCCUGCGCUUGAAUCGACCGCUGAGAGUGGAGAAGGAAGAGGAGCUGGACGAUGAAUGGGAGGACAUUGAGGAGGACAGAGUGCACCGGAGGGUGGACAUGGGAGCGGGGGAAGGAGAAACAGCUCUGUGAUGGGGGAG
Molecule: messenger RNA, 943 nt
Organism: Cynoglossus semilaevis (tongue sole)
Lineage: Eukaryota; Metazoa; Chordata; Actinopteri; Pleuronectiformes; Cynoglossidae
Product: coiled-coil domain-containing protein 92-like
Exons: 1
Coding region: 129-935 (268 amino acids)
Source: RefSeq, a predicted model, not a curated record